CACGCAAUCGAAUUCGGAAUGUAGUUGUGUCUUGUCAUCGCACCAUUACUUCCUUGUUCUGUGACUAAAGCUCUUCUCCACGCCUCGUGUGUCGGGUCGCGCGACGAGAGCGUGCGCCGCGCCGCGCCGAACCACGCCGAGCCGAGCCGAUCCGCGCCAGCCGUCGUCGUGUCGCCGCGCCGCUGCUGCUCUCGCCCGGCUGAAGGAGAGCGGCUCGCCGUCGUCGCUGCUGUCGUGUCCCGAUCGCGCGCUAUAUUUGGCCGAUAACGUGCCGCGCGCGCUCCAACAUAUUGCGCGUCCUGCCGUGCGGGAAUCCUCGCUUGGCGCACCGUAGCCCUCGCCGAGUGGCCCCCGCGGUGGCACGCAGUCCGCAGCUCCGUCGCCGAGUCCGUUGUCGCGAGUGUUUGAGCGUGUGCGCGAGCCAACGAGAGCGAGGUCGUUCGUGUCCGAGCGUCGUAUCUUGACGGUCGCAGGCAGCACCGACGUGCCUCGUCUUCGCGACCAGGCGCUGUCGACGUCGCGCGCGGACUCACGCUUGCUUGGUUGGUUCGUUGGCUGCUUUCGGCAGUGCCUCGCGUAACUUGAUCGAAUAUCGCCCGCGCCCCUCGGCCCCGACGACGAUCCCGCCGCCGAUCGUUGGCGCGUCGCCUCGUCGUGAUACGCUAUUGUCAUUGUCAUCGUGGUGUUACGCGACGGUCGGCCGACGUCGACGUACUUGUACUUGUACUUGAGACACCGCGGAGACACGAGUGUAACGCCGCUGCUGCUGGUAUCGAUAUUCUGUGCUCUCCGAUCUUCGAUGUACGUGUAUCGUGCAGAUCGGCCAGAGUGUCGUGCCAGAUGCCGUUGUCCUAUGACGAAGAUCGUCGGGUAUUCUAUAGGAUGACUGGUGUUUUAUCGGGCCAGGCUGCGAGGUGCUCGCGAUAUCCUGUAUAUUUGCUUGACACGAAGCAAUCUGCGAUAUUGCAGCGUCUAUCUGGAUACGUGUACAUGAAUGGGGACAUUGGUAAGCUCCCACCAGGGGCGGUCUACCCAGCCACCCCUGAAACCCUGGGUCCGAUUGCAGGUGCGAUUGGUGGUGGAGUGCCUAGUUUAGAAUACGGAGUCAUGAACGGUGCGCCCAGCGGAAGUGAGUUGAUUCUCGAUGCAGGUGUUGGCAGCCUAGAACCAACAUCGCAACACGCCAUAGGCAUUGGUGGUGCUGUCGGAUACAGUUCAGUGGAUAUUACUGCUCUGGGUGAUGUGUCUGCUCCACCCGCAUCAAUGGCCGAUUUAUCUGUCCCUGGCAUACCCCUGGAACAACUCAAACAGAUGCUCUCAUCGCAACUCGAGUAUUAUUUCUCCAGGGAGAAUUUAGCCAACGAUACAUAUUUGUUGUCACAAAUGGAUAACGAUCAAUAUGUGCCGAUAUGGACAGUAGCAAAUUUUAACCAAGUAAAGAAGUUAACAAAAGAUAUUAAGCUCAUAACCGAAGUGCUGAGGGAGUCUCCUAACGUGCAAGUGGACGAAGAGGGACAGAAAGUAAGGCCCAAUCACAAACGAUGUAUUGUGAUACUUCGCGAGAUUCCGGAUAACACUCCUCUGGAAGAUGUGAAGAAUUUAUUUUCGGGGGAGGGGUGUCCAAGGUUUAUUUCGUGCGAGUUUGCUCACAAUAGUUCGUGGUAUGUGACGUUUGAAUCCGACGAGGAUGCUCAAAAGGCCUACCGAUUUUUACGUGAGGAGGUUCGGGAAUUUCAGGGAAAGCCGAUAAUGGCGAGAAUCAAAGCUAAACCAAUGAAUAGGCUACCGAUACCAGCAGUGGCUGGUGUAGGUGGUAUAAAAAAUGGCUACAGAACUCCACCUCCUCCUGCCGUUUACGAUCCCAGCAGUUAUACGACUGGACAACAACGUUUCCUUUAUACCAAUGGCACGACCAUGCCUCAAAAUACUAUGCAAGCGUACGCGAACCAAGUCCACGUAUACCAUCAACCAUUCUAUCACGCAGGUAUGAUGUCUUGGGGACCGACUAGUCCCGCCGCAUACUUCGAUAUGGGUGUUUUUAUGAAUGGGAUUACACCGCACAACACGUUCAAACCUCACAACACAAGAUAUAAUCCGCGACACAGAAACAAACAGAGAAACGGCUCCGACCGAGGCUGCUUAAUAGACCCUACCAACCCCAACAACAACAGCAACAAUCACCAUCACCAUCACCACCAUCAUCACCACCACCAUCAGCCGUCGUCCAUGCCGCCGAUGAGCACCCGCAGCUCUCAUCCACCUCUGACCGGUAACAGCGGCGGCGGCGGCAUGCCCUUAAACUCCUCUACGUCUACCUACGCUCCGAGCCUGCCGCCCUCAAAGUCACUAUCUUCUGUCUCCUCCUCGUCGACCUCUUCCUAUCAGUCCGGCACAAAGUUCCACUCCUCGUCCGCGUCGAACGUGGAGCACAUGAAGGGACCUUGCUCCUCGUCCACAUCCUCCUUGUCCUCCGUGCAGGAUCAGGACACAAUUAUAGAGCCGUCGAUACCGUCGAUGACGACGUUUCCCCGCCAUCGUAUCCACCGCAGGACCAAAGAUCAGGACGCGAAGGUAUCCGCCGGGAACAACUCGUUGCCGGCGAUCAAGGAGUCGCUGCCAAUAGGCGGCGGCAGUGGCAGCAACAGCGGCGGUUGCGGUGGUGGUAGUGGUGGUGGCGGCAGCCGCAGCAGCGGCGUUCAAUUCGACUUGGAGGCGGCUGCAUUCCCACCUCUACCUGGCCUCGAUGCCGAUCUCGGCAAAACGUCGGUUGACGUCGGCAGUGCCGGCGGCAUCGAAUCGUCACAGAAUCGAUUGUCCGACGUUGUCAAAGGCACGGCAAAGCUCAAAGCCGCUGUCAAAGACAAAGAUAGCAAUCAGCAGCAACAGCCACCAUCUGCACCCGUAAACGCUGCUAGUAGGUCCGCUAGUCCUGGAGCCGUUGUGGGUGCCGUCGAGGCGCAAGGAAACGCUCUGGGAAACUCUACAACUCCUGCGAACGCCCUUGUCCUUAACCCUGCGCCGGCCAACAAUGAGAAUACGGCUGACGUCACGCUCAGCACCGUCACGCUCACUCCCCCGUCAUCUCCUGAUAAAUCGAUAAAGACUGACGACUCGAACAUGGUGAACGGUGUGGACGACGCUGUAGAUGCGAACGCGCACAUGCCGGCAGUGGUGACGUCGGUGACGGCAACUACAACAGCAGCUACGACGACAGCACCUGCGGCGGUAGCGACAGCGGCGGCGGUGGCGGCGGCGGCGGCGACGGCGGCAGCGGCAGCGGCAGCGGCGGCGGCGGCGGUGGUGACAGACGAGGCCGAGCAGGUGACCAGGUGCGAUUGUAACAACGUCGUCGUCGUCGUUCCUUCUCCUACUGCCUCACUCAACUCCCAAUCGCAAACUGGAGUGGCCUCUACCUUCCCUAUAGAUCUUACAAGGCCGAGCUAUGCCCAAGUAGCGCAACAUUGCCGCGAGCUACCUUGUACAAAACACAAAAUGGAUGAGAGGGACAGAAACGUUUAAAAGCGACAUGUGACGACAGGAAGACGCGCGGCGGGCUUGGCUUUAGAUAUCGCGAAACAAGAUGCCUCUGCGGAUGUUACCACGCGACGACGAGGUAACAACGAUAUUUAGCCGUUGUGCUACUACAUCAUCGUCAUUUCCUCGGGGUCGGAUCACACGGAUAUCGGAGCCCGGAGCCCGGAGUUCGCCGCUGCUUUCACUACCAUCCUCUUCAUCUUUAUCCCCGGCGCUCUUUUCGGAUAAGCCGUCACGCGCUGUGGGCGCGGAAAAAAGAACUUUUUACAUUGUACAGUGACGUCUCGCCUACGAUCAACGAUCGAUUGACGGAUUGAUUAAGAAAGAGAGGGAGAGAUGAGGGGGAGGGGAGGGGAGAGAGAGAGAGAGAGAGAGAGAGAGAGAAUGUAUGCGGUUGUGUGUGUGGGUAAGUGUGCGUGUGUGUGUGUUAUGACAUGCGUAUAAUGUGCGCUCUGUUUGUGUGUGCGCGCUCGGGUGGACGCGUGAGAGACUCGCCGCGCACUUCUAGCAACGCAUUCGCCGGCGACGCUGUUAAUUAAUACAGGGUGAUCGGAGAGUCCCGUGAAGCGAGACGCGUAUGCUGCGGCAGAUGCGCAAUUGAUAUAUAUUGCCGGUGUCGGUCGAUGCGAGUUAUAUCUGAACGUUUUGCGUUUACGCAAUUCGUCGAUCGUAGUUUAUAUGAUUCAAGGAUACGAGAGGAUUUUUAUAAAGGCUUGAGAGAGACUUCAUGGAUAUCGAAGCAUUCGCGGUCGGAAUUGUCAUCCGGAAAGUAAUAGCGCGUAAAGCA
Molecule: messenger RNA, 4321 nt
Organism: Harpegnathos saltator (Jerdon's jumping ant)
Lineage: Eukaryota; Metazoa; Arthropoda; Insecta; Hymenoptera; Formicidae
Gene: Larp4B
Product: La-related protein 4B
Exons: 10
Coding region: 841-3519 (892 amino acids)
Biological process (GO): positive regulation of translation
Cellular component (GO): cytosol; cytoplasmic stress granule
Molecular function (GO): mRNA 3'-UTR binding
Source: RefSeq, a predicted model, not a curated record